Molecule: messenger RNA, 991 nt
Organism: Fukomys damarensis (Damara mole-rat)
Lineage: Eukaryota; Metazoa; Chordata; Mammalia; Rodentia; Bathyergidae
Gene: Mnx1
Product: motor neuron and pancreas homeobox 1
Exons: 3
Biological process (GO): neuron projection morphogenesis; endocrine pancreas development; spinal cord motor neuron cell fate specification
Cellular component (GO): nucleus
Molecular function (GO): DNA-binding transcription factor activity, RNA polymerase II-specific; sequence-specific double-stranded DNA binding
Source: RefSeq, a predicted model, not a curated record
CACCCCGCGCACCCCGCCGACCCCAUCAAGCUAGGCGCGGGCAGCUUCCCCCUGGACCAGUGGCUUCGCGCGUCCACCGCGGGCAUGAUCCUACCCAAGAUGCCGGACUUCAACUCCCAGGCACAGUCGAGCCUCCUGGGAAAGUGUCGCCGGCCACGCACAGCCUUCACCAGCCAGCAGUUGCUGGAGCUCGAGCACCAGUUCAAGCUCAACAAGUACCUGUCGAGGCCCAAGCGCUUCGAGGUGGCCACCUCGCUCAUGCUCACGGAGACCCAGGUUAAGAUCUGGUUCCAGAACCGGCGGAUGAAAUGGAAACGCAGCAAGAAGGCCAAGGAGCAGGCAGCACAGGAGGCUGAGAAGCAGAAGGGUGGCCCGGGUGUGGGCAAGGAGGACAAGGGUGAGGAGGAGCUGCUGGGGCCGCCCACGCUUGGAGAUAAGAGCAGUGGCCGCCGUCUACGGGACUUGAGGGACAGUGACCCUGAGGAGGAAGAGGACGAGGAGGACGAAGACCCGUUUCCCUACAGCAACGGUGCAGGUGCACUGGCUGCCUCCUCUGACUGCUCCUCAGAGGAGGAGUGUCCCCCACCGCCACAGUAGGGUCCCCGCUGGCCACUGGGCCACCCGAGGGACAGCUAGGCAGCCGGUGGGUUCACGCCUGGACUGGCACUUUCUUAGUUUCAGGCGGUGCUGGCGGGAGGCUUGGAGGGAAGCACCAAGCUCCUCCGGCCCUGCGCCCCUUCUUCCGCACAGGCUGGCUGAAGAUGCGACAGUGUUAAGUGACCUCUGAAACUUGAAACCUCUCUGGAAAUGCCAUUCUGCAGUAAAAAAGAGAAAAGGGUUUUAGGCUUCUGUAUCUUAGGGGGAAAAACAUUAUGUCAUGAGCAUUCAAACUGCUGGAAAUCUCAAAACUGUACUGUCUUUAUUUUUGUAUAUUGUAUUUAUAUAUAAAGAAAGAAACGUCUACUUAUGCAUGCUAAAUUAUUAUUUAGCU